AUGGAGUCCUACAAUCGUAGAGUUUUCUUGCCAUCUAAAGAUGCCACCAUCUUUGGCACAAAUUAUGGCUUCAGUACCAAAACUUUAAGUGCAAGAGCAUUCACAGCUUGUGAGCAAACCAUCUGGACUAGCUUUUCAACUCUGAGUUGUAGAGAGGCCGGUAAGAUCCAGAAAGGGCAGAGUUUAAUGAUGAUCUUGACAAUCCAUCAGAAAGUGAGCUCAAUAAGCAAAAUUUGGUCCUAUGAUUCUGUUUAUGUAUCGUCUGUGGACAGGCAAAAUUAUCCCGGCACAGGAUCUGUCAUGCUGCACUUGGAAGGAGUGAGCAUUGGAUUUUCUCAUUCAUCCUUGGCAAUGCGAACAUCCGACACAAGUGCAGAAGUCUCUGUAUGGACAAGCGACUCCAGCAUUCACGCAAAGAGCUCAUCCGGUGCAAGUCGUUCCUGCAAACUUGAAGUCACAGUGAAUCUCAUUGCGGGGACUGGUACUGAAACGAUCUCUUUCGUCAAACCCCAGAUCCAUAGCAACUUUACCAAAGUCAAUUUUCCCUUCACUGGAUCUUCUAGAAUCUCUGUUCAUGGGAGCAAUUUUGCACACACUUCAAUGAGUGCAGCAAUUCGAUCACAUGUUUCAAACAGCCAGACGACAACUUGGCAAUCUCAGACAACGAUUAUGUGCAAGGUUUCCGCAGGCUUUGCGAAUUCCAUGCAAGCUCGAAUCACAUUGCUUCUGAAUCUUGGCUCUUCUUCGGAAAUUUUGUCUUACGAUAACCCAGAAGUGAAUAGAAUCCAAUCAAAUCCUUGUGGGCUAUCAACAAAUUAUACAGACAGAUUCUCUCAGGACAUUGUGGGUUGCAGACACUGCAGUACUCGCAAUAGCAGCAUCGGGGACGGGCCAGUCUUCCAAGCCUCAAGCAUCAAAAUAUUUGUAUGGAUUUUUGAAUGGAUUUCCAUGCAGCAGUGUCAAGGUAGAAGUACGGAAUUUACUGCAUCGGAGGCUUCAAAGUGGUUAAGCGAUACCUUUAUUACAAUCAAAAGCUCUCAUGGAAUCAAGAAUUUGAGAUCAGUACUUCUGACCAGUGGUUCCAGGACUCCAAGUACGCUCUCCAAGGCCGUGUCUUUCGAUUCUCCAUUAGAUACAGGCGUCAAGCCGGAAAGCCGCCCAGCCACUGGACUGAGCAUCGUCACUGUGAUCGGAAUGGACUUCGCCCAGUAUGACUCAACAACCCGAGCGAGAUUUGGUGGGACAAAUUGUGAAACUACAAUGUGGACUAGUUCCACUUCAGCUUCAUGUCUGCUUGCAAGUGGAGUUGGCUCGGCACAUUCCAUCACCUUCACAACGGGUGUGCAGAUUUCCCCAUAUUCCUACGGUGAUCCACCGGUAGUAAAGGAAUUCCAGUUUUCGUAUUCAAUGCCGAUUCUUUUGUACACCAAGACAAAUACUGGUAAUUCUGCACAUGGCAACACUCGAGGGGGUUGGACUUUGACUAUCGAAGGUGCAAACUUUGGAUUCUUUGCAGACCUCAUCAGAAUUGCUGUUUCGAGCACCUUGUGGACCCAAGACUCGACCCUUGGUAGAAUUGAGUGCAAGCUUCCUCGAUCCUCUCUGUGUGUAGGCUGUGGUAAUGCUCAUGUUCGUGACGAUCAAGUACUCUGUAUCGUUCCUGCUGGGGAUGGUAAUGCUAUAUCGGUGACUGUAGCUGAUAGUGAUCAAACUUCCUAUCUGUCAAAUGGUUUCUCGUACUCGAGACCGAGAAUCUACUCAGUCAGCAGCAACGAUGACUGUGCCCAAGAGAAUUGCGGGAACCUCGCGGUGGUGGAAUCUCUGGCUUACACUACGUCUCCUUCAGAGGGAGAUGUCACUGUCAAUAGAAUCUUGUAUAUUGAAGGUGAUAAUUUCGGGGUCCCCAUACCGCUUGAGGGAUCCACGAUGCUCUCGAAGCAGUCCCUUGCGACUGUGUAUGUCGGUACGCGGGUAUGUGAAAAUACUGCCAUCAGGUCGGGAGGGACUCAGAUCACGUGUACCUGGCCAAAAUUAGUUUCAGGGGCAAUAGGGUGCAGCGCUGAGAAGGUUGUGGUAGAAGUUUCUGGUCAAAGAAGUUCAACUUCAUCCAAACAUUCUGUCCUUUCAAUUCAGCCUCAGCCUAUAGUCGUGCCUUUCAACCCGAAUAAGAAAGCUUGCGCCUGGAUAGAUGGUGAUGGAGCUGGAAUGACAAUAACCUUCGGAAAGCGAGACAGUAGCACUGUAUGGAGUGCGACAAGAACAAAUCAAGGAAGACCGUAUAAGGCACGGCCAGGAAGUCGAUCCGAUGAUUUUGAAGAUGACUGCAAUAACAGACCUCUGCCUUGGCUCUCCACCAGUUGUUCACACUACCUAGUUUCGAUAACGCUGGUGGAUUUGAAGACUUUGCUGGGUGAGGGAGCUCUAUGCAGAUGGCUAAAUCCAGCAGUUCUCCACGUUGCUUUCGGAUUCGGAACCACGGUCUUACCUGUAUUCAACCCUCCAGCUACAAUGCGUAUUCGACCUGGUGUAGUCUUCGCUCACGGGGCACCGUCGUAUUCGUCAGAUUCAGACAUUCUGAUGGAACCGCCCACAACACCUCGACCACUCUAUGAUCAGUCUCAGACGACUUACGCUUAUGCGGCAAAGCCAAGGGUGAACCUUCAUGGCAAAUCAACUUUCGGAGCUUGCGAUCCUUUACUUCUCAAAGCAGAAGUUGACUUUGCCAGCGGGUCACGUAGCAAGGGGCUUUUGUUCACUUGGUCAAGUAAUCCCGACAUCACGGCUGUAAGAAGAGCAUCCGGAGAGGGUUUGAAAUACUCCGUGUUACAAGUUUCUCCAGACGAUCCAGAGUUUGACUCUGGACAAAUUUACAUAAUCACAGUGGCUUCAAUAUCCAAGACAGUCCAGCGCGAGGAUGUCAAACUACCAACAGUGGAAAUUUUGGGCGAUCCCAUCAGGCGAAUACGUAGAAAUGGCCCGCUCGUGAUUUCUGCGCAAGCGUAUUUGCCUCCGUGCGUUGGGAGGCUUUGCUCUUGUUUAGAUACAAGAAACGAUUAUGGAUGGGAUGGAACAACUUCUGCUGUCCUUGAUAUACAAUGGUCUACAAUCGGACAACCCUCAAACAGCCUGUUAACUAAACAAGUGAGCAUUGUGACGACAAGUGUGGUGAUAAUCUUGGAGGAAACUGUCCGACAACUAGAUAUUGGUGCAAACUACACGAUACAAGUCGAGGCUGGUGUAUGGACAGGUUUCAAAGAAGACUCUGUUGAACGAUAUGCAUCUAUUGCUCAGGUCCAAAUAGUUCCAGUCAAGAUUGCACCUGUCUCCAGAAUAAGAGGUGGAAACCGGAGAAUUCUCCAGGACAGCAGAAUUAUUCUUGACGGAACAGACAGCUGGGAUCCAGAUUGGAGACGGAAUGACCCGAGAUUUAAAUUUGAAUGGUUUCUCGAUUGCGAAACUAUGUAUCUACAGAUUGAGCAAUACUUGAAAGAUGCAUAUCUUAAGAACUCGAAGGAUUAUAUCACUCAGUGCCGAUCAAGCACAUUAAGCACACUUUUGUAUAAUUUGAAUCAGGCCAACACGGGAGGGCUACCUGUAUUUGAUACCCUCAACACCGGUUUCAGUACAAUAUCUGAUAGGAAAUCCGAUUUUGAGCGAUUUCAUCCUGCCGGAGCUAGCUAUUUCUUUCCUAUCCUGAUAAUUAUCGGAUUAAAGGUGACGGAUGUGGAUGGAGCCAGCGGAUAUUCGACUAGUCACAUUCAAUUUGAAGCCGCGAUUGAAGAGGGAGGGAAUUUCCCCAUCGGACUAGAACCUCUCUUCAUUAGCCAGCCAUUGCCAAAUAAUCCAAUCAUUUUCCGGGUUGACUCUGCAACUUAUAUCAAUGUCCUUACAAGGAUUCCGCUCAUAGGAUCAGUGUCAGCUGUUGGAGUGUUGGAGGUACAGGGACAAGCCUUUCAGCCGCGAACGCAGUACAAAAUCAGCUUGUCUGCCUCGUGGCCGAGUGGGAGGUACAGCACGACUUGGCUCAAUUUUACAACGGCCGACUCACCUCGAGGAGGCUCGUUGGAGGUCUCAACAAUGAAUGGAACGGCCAUGGUAGAUCGGUGGAGCGUCGACUGUAACUUGUGGACGACGACGGAUCCGGACUUGCUUCCUCUCACAUAUUCCUUUGCCACCAACGUAGGCGGACGUAUAGGGGAGAUCAGGAUAAGAGAGCACCAGCCCUCGGCGCAUCAUGACAACUUCGUUCUUCCCUCAAGCCGUGUGCUCACUAGCGUACCGGGAGUCGGAACAAUCCUCUGCCGCGUGAACUGUAGCGUGAUCCUCAUUGCCGAGAUAAGAGACCUCCUGGGUGCGACAUCCAGGGUCAACAAAACUGUCCUGGUGACCAGGCCAGGAUGUCUCAGUGCUGUCGACGCAUGUUCCGCGAAUGCUAUGUUGUCCAUCGUUGACACUGCACUCCAAUCCAUCGACGUUCAAUCUGCUGACUUACAACCAUUGAAUUAUUUGCUUCUCCUAAUCACGAUCGAGGUCUCGGAUGUGGACCUGUUUUCAUACAAUGGUACGGUUGGGGCUCAAUUGGUAGAAGCGAGGUCUAGAAGAGCCGAGAGUAACGAAGUUCCAUCCAAGUUCAGCGAAGUUGCUCUGACGAGUAGGAAUCCCUCCGAUGAACGUCUUCCGAAGAGAGAUAAAGAAACUGUCGAGUACCUCAAGAGCCUGGUGGAGGCUGGCAUGUAUGAGGCCCUCGCUGAGGAUAUUGCAAUGGCCUUGUCAACAGAGAGUGACAACGUACAGGUCGAACCUGUGGGCGUAGACAACGCCUGA
Messenger RNA from Guillardia theta CCMP2712, 4824 nucleotides. RefSeq lists its product as hypothetical. Lineage: Eukaryota; Cryptophyceae; Pyrenomonadales; Geminigeraceae. The coding region runs from base 1 to 4824 and encodes 1607 amino acids. The transcript is spliced from 12 exons. The record is from RefSeq and is a predicted model, not a curated record.